Molecule: messenger RNA, 144 nt
Organism: Anisakis simplex (herring worm)
Lineage: Eukaryota; Metazoa; Nematoda; Chromadorea; Rhabditida; Anisakidae
Source: the annotation of a GenBank genome assembly
AGAAAACUGAUGCAAAAGGUCCAAGAAUUAACCGACGUUAAUGAGGCAGCAAACGCGAAAAUUGCAUCGCUAGAGAAAGUUCGUCAUAAGCUGAUGGGCGAUCUCGAUGAUGCACAGGUUGAUGUUGAACGUACUGCAAACUAA